This is a messenger RNA of Ochotona princeps (American pika), 581 nucleotides long. RefSeq names its product developmental pluripotency associated 5 (gene DPPA5). Gene Ontology annotation, cellular component: cytoplasm. Gene Ontology annotation, molecular function: mRNA binding. The transcript has 3 exons. Gene Ontology annotation, biological process: regulation of gene expression. Bases 23 to 373 code for a protein of 116 amino acids. The record is from RefSeq and is a predicted model, not a curated record. Lineage: Eukaryota; Metazoa; Chordata; Mammalia; Lagomorpha; Ochotonidae.
AGUGGCUGAUUCCAAAGCCAAGAUGGGAACUCUCCAGAGACGUAAGGAUAUCCCUCCGUGGGUGAAGGUUCCGGACGACUUGAAAGACCCCGAGGUGUUGCAGGUUCAGACGCGGCUGCUGAAGGCCAUAUUUGGCCCGGACGGUUCUCGAAUCGCUUACUUCGAGCAAGUGAGCAAGGCCAUGCUUGAGCUGAAGGCUCUGGAAUCUUCGGACUUGACCGAAGUGGUGGUUUAUGGCAACUAUAACUACAAGCUCCGGACCAAGUGGAUGCUGCAGUCCCUGGCUGAGUGGCACCGCCAGCGGCAGGAGCGUGGGAUGCUCAAACUCGAGGAAGCCAUGAGUUGUCUGGAACUAAGUCCUUGGAUGAACUGAAGCCAACUUCCAGCCGAAUGACUAGGACCAGCGUUAGAGCUGAGGUUGUAAUCAGAGCUGGAGUGAUUGGGGCAGGGUUUCCGAGCCUGUUGGGGCCUCCUGAGGGAGAAACGAGCUGUUCUGGCUGUCCUUGCCUUGGCUCUGGGUGUUGACACAAAUAUUGCUUUCCAAAAUUGUUAAUCGAAGAAUAAAGUUUUACGUAAGUGAA